Molecule: messenger RNA, 1263 nt
Organism: Pundamilia nyererei
Lineage: Eukaryota; Metazoa; Chordata; Actinopteri; Cichliformes; Cichlidae
Source: RefSeq, a predicted model, not a curated record
AUGUCAGGAGACGGAGUCUUAUUUGAGAUUUCCUCCACGGUGGUUUCUUCAGUUCAGCUGGUGGCCAGAGGAAUUAACAAGAUGUUCAAGACAGAAGGUGAAGUUGUUGAUGCAUCACAGCCACUUUUACGCACAGUUACAAACAUCUUUGGGUCUCAGUAUGAUGAUGAACUCAUUGGAAAUGGAGAAAGGAACCUGAUAGAUGGGGGAGGAGGGAUCAGGGAUAUUCUGAUUGGUGCUGAAGGAGAAGACAUUUACAUGGUGAAAGGCAGAAAACGUUCCUCUGUGCUCAUUGAAAAUUACUCCAGAGACGAGAAAACUGACCUGGCCAUCAUAGAAGCAAAUCUUCAUACGUUUGGAGUCUGGGUAUUAGGUGAUGCUGUUCAUCUGGUGGCUCACCAUGGCAGCACAGUGUUUGUUGUUACUGUAGUGAACUGGUUCAGGUCAUCAGCACACAGACACUUGCUGUUCAUCACAAAGGAUCUGAUCACCUUCACAGUGUCAGAUAACAAAGCUGACUGCCUGCAGAGGAACAUCUUCACCACAUGUAUAAAGAGCCUCAGCAUUGACUACAGCAGCUCCCCGUCUCCUCUGAGGGUGGACCUUGAGAAGGAUGAGGCUUUGGACAGCGUGACAGAGAUCCGGGGGUCAAACUAUAGUGAUGUCAUCAAAGGAAACAAAGAACACAACGUUGUCGUCCGUGGAUUAGGAGAUGAUUUCAUUGAGGGGAGAGGAGGAGAGGACUGCGCCUCUGCUCCGCUUCCAGUUAUCAGCCGGACGAGACAAACGGUACGAAGCGCCGGAUCACUGGUUUCACCCAGCAGCAACAUCUGGGACAAGAGGGAAGUGACAGCGAAAGACGGAGAAUACCUGCUGGGCAUAAAGAGACUGAGAAGGCUUUACUGUAACGUGGGCAUUGGUUUCCACAUUCAGGUCUUACCCAAUGGGAAGAUCACGGGCGUGCACAAUGAAAACAGAUACACCCUGCUAGAAAUUUCUCCAGUGGAGAGAGGAGUGGUGACUCUCUACGGGGUGAGAAGCGGUCUCUUCGUUGCUAUGAAUGACAAAGGGAAACUCUAUGGCUCGGGACACUACAACGAUGAAUGCAAGUUCAAGGAGAAUAUCCUGGCCAACAACUACAACGCCUAUGAGUCAGCUGCGUACCCUGGCAUGUACAUCGGCCUCAGUAAAAUGGGCAAAAGCAAAAGAGGCAACCGGGUCACACCCAAAAUGACCAUGACACACUUCCUUCCCAGAAUAUGA